Molecule: messenger RNA, 1807 nt
Organism: Marmota flaviventris (yellow-bellied marmot)
Lineage: Eukaryota; Metazoa; Chordata; Mammalia; Rodentia; Sciuridae
Gene: Xk
Product: X-linked Kx blood group antigen, Kell and VPS13A binding protein
Cellular component (GO): membrane
Source: RefSeq, a predicted model, not a curated record
GUCCGUCCCCGGUCCGCCCCGCUGAAGCGCGGAGAUGAAAUUCCCGGCCUCGGUGCUGGCGUCCGUGUUUCUGUUCAUAGCCGAGACGACGGCGGCGCUCUACCUGAGCAGCACCUACAGGUCGGGCGGGGACCGCAUGUGGCAGGCGCUGACGCUGUUUUUCUCGCUGAUGCCCUGCGCGCUAGUGCAGCUCACCCUCCUCUUCGUGCACCGCGACCUGAGCCGCGAUCGCCCGCUCGUGCUGCUACUGCACCUGCUUCAACUCGGGCCCCUGUUCAGGUGUUUUGAAGUCUUCUGCAUCUACUGUCAGUCAGGCCACAGUGAAGAACCUUAUGUCAGCAUCACCAAGAAGCGGCAGAUGCCAAAAAAUGGCUUCUCAGAGGAGAUUGAGAAGGAGGUGGGCCAGGCAGAAGGCAAGCUAUUUACCCACCGUUCUGCAUUUAGCCGGGCUUCAGUGAUCCAGGCUUUUCUGGGCUCCGCCCCCCAACUGACCCUGCAGCUGUAUAUAAGCGUCUUGGAGCAGACCAUCACUGUUGGAAGAGGCUUCCUCAUGACCUUGUCCCUGUUGUCCAUUGUGUAUGGAGCUUUACGCUGCAACAUCCUAGCCAUCAAAAUCAAGUAUGAUGAAUAUGAGGUCAAAGUGAAGCCUCUGGCCUAUGUCUGCAUCUUUUUCUGGAGGGGCUUUGAGAUUGCCACACGAGUCAUUGUCCUGGUCCUCUUUACCUCUGUCCUGAAGACCUGGGUGGUGAUGAUCGUACUCAUCAACUUCUUCAGCUUCUUCUUGUACCCCUGGAUCAUCUUCUGGUGCAGUGGCUCCCCAUUCCCCGAAAAUAUAGAGAAGGCCCUCACCCGGGUGGGUACCACCAUCGUGCUGUGCUUCCUCACUUUACUGUAUGCUGGCAUCAACAUGUUCUGCUGGUCAGCUGUACAGCUGAAAAUUGAUGACCCUGACCUCAUUAGCAAGUCCCAGAAUUGGUACCGGCUCCUGGUGUACUACAUGUUGAGAUUCAUCGAGAACGCCAUCCUCCUGCUCCUGUGGUAUCUUUUCAAGACUGACAUUUAUAUGUAUGUGUGUGCACCUCUGUUGAUUCUGCAGCUGCUCGUUGGGUACUGCACAGCCAUUCUCUUCAUGCUCGUGUUCUACCAGUUCUUUCACCCUUGCAAAAAGCUCUUCUCCUCCAGUGUUUCUGAAAGCUUCCAGGCAUUUCUCAAGUGUUCCUGCUGGAGACGGAGGCAGAAAUCCUGUGAGUCCUUAGAAGAGACAGACCUGAGGUCAUCCAGAAAACAAGAGGAGAUGCCUUCUAGCAGUAAAAGAAGUCCUGAGCCCAUUCAUAUCUUUAGUGCUGAAGAACUGUGCUCUGCUUAAGGGACCCAAGGUCUCUCAGGGCACAGGCAUAUUGUUUUCUGGGUUGAUACCUGUUCUUCAUGUAAGCGAUGAGCACUGCACAAGGAACCUGGCAGGAAGUUAGCUGUCAACUCCUCAUGAGCUGCUGCUCUUUAGAUGCUCUUGGGGGACAUCUUUGGCUAAUUGUACUUUACAACUAGAAUGGCUGAUUCAAGGCAUUAACUGAAUGUGAGUAUAAUCUUUUCAGCCUUGUAAGUGUGAAAAUAAGCAUUAAAAUUGAUUGUUGAAUACAGCAUUUCCUUGGAAAACACCUUAGAACAUUAGUUUUAUGGUUAUGAGUGUAUGUGCCAAUACUUCUCAGCCAAUGCAUUAUGGAUGUGAGCUUUUGUGGACUGCUUCUCUGAGUCAUUGACUCAAAUGUUGUAUAUGUUUCUUCACGUAAUAAAUUAAUUUUUCAAUUUC